This is a messenger RNA of Porites evermanni, 12312 nucleotides long. Lineage: Eukaryota; Metazoa; Cnidaria; Anthozoa; Scleractinia; Poritidae. The record is from the annotation of a GenBank genome assembly.
AUGCACAGGAAGAAAGAGAGAGAAGGAGGAGGAGGAGAAGUAUCGAAAGAGGACCAAAUCUACAGUUAGCGUGGUCUACGACCGCACUCGAUAGCAACACACUUCGUUGAGGUACAGCUAUAUUUUUUAUUAACCUUGUGAAUCUGUUAAUGACAUUAGUUUCCUAGAUUUAAACUUUUUGCAAUUAAUUCAAACCACCUAUUUUUAAGUUCGUUUCUAAAAAAAAGUUUUCUCAGUAGUCCGAAGUCGAUAGAUUCAAAAUCAAACGAUUGACCUUUUUUGAACAGGAUCAAUUCGAAUUCUCGAAUAACAAUUCUUGAUUACGAUUUUCUUCAACUCAGCUAGAGAACAGAUGUAUGGACAAUUAUUCAAAAACUACUGAUAAUCUCCUCUCGUCUCAGUUAUUUUAAAGCACUUGGCUUGAAAGUGAUUGCGAUAAACACUUUUAAUCACGUAAUUGUUGCAGUUCCGAAUGUGUACUCCAAGAAGCGGUCUAAUAAGCUAUCAUUCAAUAAAAAUAUCAUUAGCAAAAGUGUAUGAUUGCAUCAUUAAAAUUAGCAUGAAAAAGACCUCAAGUGGGCCUUUUGCGUUCUCCCUUAACCUGUUUAGACUGUUUAACGGCCAAUAAAUGAAGAAACUUGUGUGCAGAAAAUCGCCUAGUUUAUACACAUCAAAAGAUAGUUCAAAAGAGUCUUUUAGCUACUAUUUUUUUCCGGAUACUAGACUCAAGAAAUGGACACGUACGUUGUGACAGCGUCACUGAUGUGUAACCGCAAUGUAUCUACACGUAUGAAUGAGUGAAUGAACCUUAAUAAUUUUGAGUGUCUGAAUACUAUAUUUAGCUGUUAAACUGAUUGGUGACAUUAAAAUAAAAGUCAAAAUUGAAAAUAGAAAUAGUGCUAUAAAUUAUGCUGAGAUAAAUUUUAAAAUUUGCCAUCCUCAAAGAAGUAAACAGUAUUAAGCUAGGAUAGGUCUAGGUUUCGCACGACAUCCGCAUAAACUUGACUGAGUUAUCAUGAGGAAAUCAAACCAAAUUAAGAAAUAAAAAACAAGGAAAGUGUUUAAAGGGCCCCUCGUGCUCAUCAUCCAUAAAAUUCUCAGGCGCUUAACAUAAAAUCUACUACAUUGAUAACCAUCGAGAAAAACUCCAUAAGCUUUAAUGCGUGCGUGAUUAUGACGAUCAGAAAACCUCACAAGGUUAUCAUAUAAUUACGUGAUAAUUCUUCCCAUUAGGGUCUCUAAUUAUGCCUCUAACCAGUCCUAUAAAAACCCAUCAGAAAUCCAUGCCAAUACACGAAGCGUUCUUCAAGAGCGGGAAAAACGUGAUCCGACAAUUUAUGAUGCUCUGAUUGGCUGAGUAACUGGCGCCAGAUUUUUAGCUAAUCAUGCUCAUCGGUGCGAAUUUAGACCUCAACUGUCGUGAAAUCACUGCUCUAAUGAACUCGAUCAGUAGGCAGCAAAUGAUUUUUGUCUUAACUUGUUACUGAUAAUUGUUGGCAUAGACCAACCUAACCAUCAUAACACUUUCUCUGGUUCUCCUCUCUUCAAAAAGUCUAUGCACGUACGAUCGUCAAUUUGGAGUCUUGUAUCAAUGUAAGAAGUUCAACUAAAGUAUAGAUCUUCUCCGGGCUCAACACUUACAAUCACCUUGGUUUUAGUGGCAGGGGUCGAGACAAGAGUAAACGUAUUCGAGGAGACAAAAAAAAUUACACAAUGUAGGAGGGUGGCCUUAGCUUUCCACGGUAGACCUUGGACCGGCUACGGCUGUAUAAACUGACAAUUCUAAAUCAGCCAUGAUCCAAGGAAUUUGGGUUAAAUCGGCACAAUUUGGAAACAAAUAGUUCACUUGACAAAUAUCAUAGCUUAACUAUUAAAGCAACUAAAAAACAUCGUUAGUGGUUGGUGUUUUGGAAGUUAGGAUCAGGGGCACCCAGCGAUAAUUUUCGGAAAAAUAUCUGUUCGGAAGACGAUUUGAGAUCUAGAAUUUUUGGAACAUUUGUUGUAAAAUUUCUUGCUUGCCUACCUCUCCUAGGAUUUUCGAACAUCUAAAAAAAGGUAAAAAUGCCCAUUUUCAACGGAUUUUUACGGAUUUUUCCAGUGGAUCUUAAAAGCCCUCGGAAAAAAGACCGACUUUAAAAGCUUGUCCAUUCAAAACUAGGGAUUUUAAAAGCCUAGUGAUCUGUAAGUCGAUCCUUUAGGCUUGUCUACUUUUUAAAUUAGGGGAUAAAAAUAUGCCCAAAUCCACCGUUUAAAUACUAAAACAAGUUUAACAAUGCUAUGUGUAAGUGGUUUUGAACUAUAUUCUCGUUGGGGGCCCCUGUUAGGAUGUUCGCCGGUAAAAUACUGUCAAAACCUCUCACCUACCCGGCGUACCGUGUGGCACGGGAUUUUUGCGGGUUCUAAUUUUGCGAUAUUUCUAGCGAUCCGCAAAAACAAGUUCCCGCAAAUAAAAAUUACCGGAAAAAUUUACUCCAGAGAAAAUAUUCUCUAGCUUAAAUUCACCACACAAAAAUACAGUACCGAGAAUGUCUGUUCACUUAGUCUCUUUCUUUCAGAAACAAAGCGGUAUACAAUGAAAUACUGACGCACACCGUCAUUUUGUUUGAAAAUAUGUAUUUCUAUUGCACGUACUCAAUAAAAACGAAAAUAUUAUUAAUGCUUGGUACUGGGUACUUUAUGAAAAUCGCAAAAAUUAAAUCCCGGCAAGAAAAACCAAUCUGUCCCAAUCGCAAAAAUUAGUUCCCCAAAACACAAAAAAUCGCCAAUCUGCAAAAAUAAACUCCGGCAAAAAUUUCUUUCCAGACGGUAGCCUAUGUCCAAUAUACCGUCGUUCUGAAUGAUUCUAGCAGAGUUGUACCGUAUUCUCAUGCAUUGAAUGGUUUGAAUUUGCUUGCGAUUUUCACUGGAAGUUAAGAAUGGCGGGUGAGCUGUGCAACAGAAUCAGAUCGCAAGCUUGUGUUGCCUUUCUUGGGAAUGUAACAGUAAUGGGGAAUAUGUAGGAUUGCGCCUUUUUUAGUUUACAUCGGUUUCUAGGUGAUGAAAAAGUCUUAUCGGUUUUAAACAGGUUGGAGGCGAGCGGAACCCAUUGAUAGGUACCCGAGUGAUAACGCACGAUGGACGCCUCUUUUCCGUGACUUGGGCUACACUCGAUUGUUGUAAAAUUCAAUGAAAACGUCAUGACUAGAAAGUGCAAAAAAUUUAAUGCAAAACACAUGUUAGAAGAUCACUAAAAGUUCCUGUUUUCUUAGGCAGUUAACAUCAAAGAGUUUCGAAACCAAAGCUGAUACUACUUUGCUCUUCUUCUGUUUCGAUGAAAGUAAAACUUUUUUAAAAAAGAAAACAAUAUCAAUGGAAGCUGCAGACCGUUGAUAAGUAAAAUUAAAACCCACAACGCUGAUAUGAUCCGUGUGCUAAGAGCACGACACGGAAUGACUAGUCAGGGUAUAUGCCGGGUAUAAACCACUCUUUCUUUCCGUGAGUACCACCUCACUGGCUCCAGACACUAUACAGGGUCAUUGUUUCGGCUACAGACAAGUCGAGUUGUUUCGCUUUUUUCCUGUCAUAAUUUAUUGUAAAACUGAAAGAAAAACACCACCAUCAGUGGAGUAUGAACUUAUAAAUAGCUACAAUAACCAAAAGAUAAUCAGAAAGCUCUUUCAGAAAGUGAAACAAAUUGGAUUGGUGACGUAGAAAAUUAACUCAUUACGUACGUCAUCACGUUUGUACCCAGUCCCGCUCAAAAGUCUCAGACUCGAGUAAAAACAAAGAAUGCUUGUAGAUUAUACAGCUUUAUUAUCGUCGGGGAACAAAACCAAAUAUUGAUAUACCAGAAUAACAUCAGAAAUGAUUUUGCACGCAAGUUUCAAAGCUGAAAAACGACAUUUAUUUAGGGACGUUAUUCCCUGGCGAUGAAGAGAUGUAACACCAAGACAACUAAAGAAUGCCUCUACAUUUAAAAUACAUUUUUUGUACCGAAAUUCACCUUCACGUGCUCCUUCGAAAUUUACAGUCAUUGACGGUAUUUCCUUUCCCUUUUAUAAAUUGAAUUUACAUAUAAUUGGACAUAAUAAUGGCUGUUUGCUUUUAUAAAACGAAAGAUUACAAAUCUUGCAUGCCAACGAGACAGUACAUCUUUGAUCGUAUCUGCUAGACCUUUCCGAACGUGAUCUUGUUAAAAGUGAUCCGUUCAAAAAAUAGUUUGUUGUCCUGUCACGUUUUAGACGCUCUCUCCUCUUUGUUAGAAACACCGCAACUUUAGUAAGACGGAUAUUGGUGCUUACUUCUCGAAACCGCCGAUUAAGAAUCUUCCAUUUGGCUAAAUCCCAAACAAACAGACGAUUACGAGCCUGUAUUGACCUUACUCAGCCAUGACAAAAGACAUGUUGAUUGACGGCCACAGUUUUACGGAGCUGAUUUCAUGCAAGUAGUUAGUUUUCUGUUGGCUACCAAGAGUAACAGAACUGAGCUAGCAGACUGAAUUCUAGAAAUUUGCCGAUUGAUUUGAUUUCCCACAACCAUAUAACCGCAACUGAGUAAGAAAGGUCAGUAAAUUCACUAGUUUUAAAAGUUUUUUCUCUUUUUUUAAGGGUAACAGAAAGGUAUUCUCGGCUUAAAAUGUAAAGAACAGUAGACAUUUCUUGUAUUGCUUACUAUAAAUUUUACGUUUAGUUCGAACAUUAGAAAACUUUUUUGUACUGAAACUUGAAGGCUGGCCAUUUGGCUUUUCCAGCAUGAUUUGCCCGCAGGAGGACAUUGAAUGAUUUUAUUCUCAUUCGUUCACUCUCAUUCUGUUUCAUUAAAUCUCAGCCAGUCGUUCAUUUGGUCCAAUGGAUUUAGAGCUAGGAAUAAGCAAUCUUACAAUCCGGCCCCAAUGCAGUGUGGGUGGUCAGUGCUCUUUCAAAAAUGAAAAUGACGCCUCGGAGUCUCUUUCUCUCUGACAUGCUCUGACUUCAUUCAUUCAUUUUUUCAUGUAUUUAUUUGUUUAUUUAUUUGUGUUUUUGGUCUAGUCAUUAUCCUGGUGGAAGUUGCCUUAGAACUGCUCUUUUGAAAUCUUACAGGAUUUUUUCAGUCGAAUAAGUUUCUAUGCAUGAUUUUCAACUCCAACGAUCUUCCUAAGAGUAAUAUAAGCGAUACGAUAUGCGGUUCAUUUUUCCUUACGCUUUUAAACAUAUCACUAGUUUUUGGAGACGGGAUAUUGAGAAUUAAAAUGUAUAGUUGAAUUACCGUUUACUAAUUAACGGAUAAUAUGAAGUGUUAGUCCUGCAUGAAUGGACGGAACUUGCAGUCUUGUAGCUAAUGCCUUACGGAAAUAACUGCAGGGUGUCAGACUUGUCAGUGGAUUAUAGACCGAACAACUAAAUAUGAUUACUUUUAAAACACUCGUCAGUUAUUCAAUGUAAGUGCAACUGUACUUGAACUGGACAAUAGCUUUGAAUGGGGUAAAACAUGCAUGAAUGAAAAUGCGCAAAUCUGAUAUUGUCUUAGCCGGUAUUCAUGUUCAUUUUUAACUCAUGCAAACAAGCUACUCUGCUCACAGACUUGUUGUAACCGAAAAUCCCGGUUAAGGAACCGGUGAAAUCUGCUUUGCCCACCCCUUUCCGGCUAGCUUGCUGUCCGCAAAAUAUAUAAUCCUACUUCUGGAAUACCGUUAUCACUAUUCCAUUUCUCUUACUCGAAAUUACUAAUCACACAUAAAAUUGUAUAACAAAAAUAGGUGUAAUCAUUAGGAUUAAAGUCCUUGUGUACGAUACGAUUCAGUAAUUUUCAUUACAACAGUCUACUUUUGUUCCCAUUUUGUAGUUAUUGCAACGGAAAACAAUAUUAACUUACAGGAAUAUCAUACCAGUUUGUUGCGGAACGUCUGGCAACGCGUGCAAAAGCCUCCCAUCUGGCGCGAAAUUAAAUCUGGCGCGUGUUCUUCCCAGCACCCCUCUGGUCUAGCUCACGUACACAUUACCUCGGGCACAAGCUUAAAGAGUUGCACGGUUUAUCAGUGAUGCGGAGUAAAACGCUAGAGAUUUACUGCUGACAACGUUGAUUGUGAUUGAUACACAAGACAUCACAUACUAGACGAUUAUAGAUUAUUAGGCUUUUGUCACUGUAUAAUCACGCUGCCUAUGACGCAAAAAGCGCUCCACAUAAAUCGAAACCUUCAAAGGUAUCUCUGAUUUGUAUGCCAAGUGUUCUUGUUACAAGAAGAGUAAAGAUUUCAAGUGUCCUUAAAAAAAAUAACCUUUAAAGGCAGCGGCACCAUUUAUACUUUUAUUCUCUGUCGCAAUUUUAAAGUGUUAAUUGAAUUCGGAUUUCUUUUUGAACACGGUCAAAGAGCCUCUUUCCUCAAACGGGCGGGAAAAUCGUUGAGCUAGAACUGAGUGCCUUUCGAAACAUAUCCUUACGGAUAGCAACCGAUCUACUAACAUAAAAGCUUACUCUUUUAAACAACUAGGGGUCCUUUGGUGCUUUCUUGGGGGUCUCUAAAUACUCAUAAUAUUACCGACACGAAAGCAAAACUUAAGGAAUCUUGCCGAAAUAGCUCAUUGACACGAUGGUAAAGAUAUCCUUAGUUAAGGUCUUUAUUAUCGAUGAUUGGCUCUUAGAAGAAUCGAGCGCCACCACUUUUCAAGUGGCGGUAUUUAUAGAUAUAUCAGUACAUUACUUUGGGGUACACAAAAGGUCAAGUUUUUGAUAAGACAGCAAUGUCAUAGUUAAAUGCCUUCACCGAGUUUGCACGCAACUCAAAAAUUCAUCAUUGGGUGACUUUGAGAAACCAAACUUUGGAUGUUCGGUCUGAGAGCAAUUCAGGUCGAAGGAGAAACCUUAAAGGGUCGUCUUUCAAACGUUUAAUUGCUGUGCUGAAAUUUCGAUGAAGUCAGUCAAGUGCAAUUGAGGCACGCAAUUGCAAUGUUUAGACCAAUCCAGAACUUGGCAGACAACAAGAAUUUGUUUUUAAAAAUCGUGACCUUUAUCUUGAGUGCAAGGAAGCAAGGCGGAAAGGAAAAGAAAGAAUGUUCUUCUUUGAGCUUCAAUCGCCGUCUACUUGCAUGUUUUAUUGUUGUGAUAAAAUCGUCAAGCUGUUUAACCCUUGUGGAUCCUUACGAUGAUGGAAUUUUUAUUAAUUUGUUUAACUAAGUUGCCUAGUGGAUGAGUUUUUCCGUUGCGUCCAGGAAUUUAUAAUGUUGAUAUUUUAAUCAGUUUAGCAUAACUUCUGUAUAGAACGGAUUACAUGGCCGGUGUGAAUUCCACGAUAUUUCUCGUUUUUCAAGGAUACUAGAAGAAAUAUUUUUCUACAUUUCUUUUGGUCUUACCCGUGUAAAAUAUCAAAAACUUUCUGCUUCCUUCCACCUGUAAACUUGGGAAAGUUGAUCCUAAAAACAUUCUUGUUUAAAUAUGUAACAUAAGCAAAUCAUGUUUAAUUCUGUUUCAUUUUAAAAUAAAACCUGCCAAAGGCCUCGAAAGGUCACAACAAAUAAAUGAAUCCGUUAAACGAUUUUAGCAAUUUUAAAUAAUGUUACAUGUCACGAAACAAAGUUUAAUACGGAAAAAGGUGCGUAGCCUUGAGGGUACUUUUUUGAAGCGAAAGCCCCGUUUUAAAAGUCACAUUUUCACCUGAUGUCCCGAAUUCAAUGCUAAUGAGGAAAGUCAAUUUUUCUCGCUCAUUUGCAGUAGAUUCGGCACGUUUGAACCGAGCCUAACUUUUUAAAAAUCAUUUGACAAUGAUUUUAUUUUUGUGAAAGAGUUUUCUUCUCUGUUCAAAGCACUUUUCCAUUCUAUUUUUACGGUAACAACUUAAUUAAACAAGAAUUUCUUGAGUUUAUUUAAGAAGACAAUAAUAACAACUUUGUAAACGACUAUUUACUGUCAUAUUAAUGAUACUCAUUUUGUAAUAGUAGAGCAUUUAGAACAUUUGUACUCUUACGAGCACCGCUAUCUAUAAAAUUUCUUUUUUCCUCCAUUGGACGGUUUGUUCAUGAAAUCUUCUAAACCGGUUUGUACUUUGUCCUAUGACAAUUCAUCGUAGUUGAGCAAUAUUUAGGAUUUAAAAUAUUUCGUAAGACUUUUGGGACCAAUUAUCUGCAUACCGUAUCCUUGGCUUGUAAACAAGCUUUCUUUUAUUCGUGCAAGGCUGUAUAUAAUAAUUGCACCGAACAGGAAGGUUCCAUUACCAGCGGUUUCGGCCUUUUUCAACGAUGAUUGAAGUGUAAAUACAAACAAGAGCUUAUCGUUGUUUCUCAGUACCGUGGAGUCCGUGGGUGGCCUUCUGCAAGAACCUGGCUCAUAGUAAAAACGCCUUUAGGUGAUAAAAUAACAAUCUACUGAGAUAACAAUGCUAAAUGUGUCACCAAACGAUUGCGUAAUAGCGUUAGAUAACUUUCGCUUUUAUGCCACUCUUUUGGUGCCUUGUUUAGUUGUUAGCUGUGGUGUGGUAGUGUUCUGACUCAUGCUAAGUUUUUUGUUCCGUUUAUUUGCCUGGGAUGAUUGCUUUUGAAUUCGUUUAGAUAACCUGAGUGACCUUCUUUGCUGCCAUUUUAAUAAAUGAACAUGGCUUUUCCAGUCAAUCUUUCGACCUAUGUCACUGUCAGUCAUUUGAACGGCUUUCGCGGGAAGAAGCCUUGGGUGGCAGUUUCCGACGUCUGAAUCAGCGGAAAAAAUUCCACGGUAUAUAAAAAUCUUGAGAUCCCGGGCUUGAGAUGAAAAUUGGACUGAAUAAAUGAUGGUCAAAGCUCACAGUCUUUCAAAAGUAAUAUUCGGGGACAAUUUAAAUUAAAUCCCCUUUACACCCAUUGUUCUGUUCUAAAUCCGCUUGUAAUUGCCGAGAAAAGUAUUUCAUCUCAACAUUAAAUCCAUCAAGACCUUAGAAAUAUAGGUCAUUUCAUCUAAUAUAUAUUUAUGCAAUCUCUCAGAGCAGAGCAAUCCAACAGAUCUGUUGUUUGAAAAGCUCCCAGAGUUGGUUUAUCUAUCAAGCGGCGUGACUUUGUUUCCGGUCGACUGCAGAGAGAAAAUAGACUAUUCUUUUGACAGUCAUGUUUUAAUCCUUGAUCUCAAUGGCUAAACUCAAACCUGCGGACUUGACAGCUGCACAUUAAAUACUUUCGUAUUAAAAAUUAUUUUGAUUGAAAAGUUUAAAAAGAAUUAGCUAUUAACGGUCGUAGCUUUCGUGAAAACGUUGAGAAGUGUUUAAAGAGUGAUAUUUGUUAUGAGAGGGUUCAUUACUAUAAAAGCUCUGUUUUAUGAUAAAAUGACCUCUAAAAUGUUACUGGGUGUCUUCAACCUGUCGAUAGGAAAAAAUUCCUUAAAGUGCUUCGCUUUUGUUUAUAUUCGGGACCCUGGGGACUUUAAGCCGCUAAAAACACAAACAAGACCUUCAUAUUAGCCGAAGAGUUCGAACACCGUAGCCCAGCUGAAAUAUGCAGUCCAGGUUAAACCUGUUUACAAUACAGCAGCAAAUCAGGUUAACCCACAGAACGCGGAACAAAUGUUUUCCGAGAACGUCUUUUUGGAGAGAAGGAUUUCACGCUUGCAGUGCUCUGUGAGUGAAGUACUCACGUUUGGAAUGACGUUGUUAUGGUAACGCUAAUUAGCUACGCUUUCUGAUUGGCCAAAGGUUUUUGUUAAAAUAUUCCUGAAAAUUACGCAGGAGAAUUGAAAUUUGCUUUGCUUGUACGCCCCGUUCCUUUUCUCAGCCGCAGAAAUUCGGGCUAGUUGCCGUCGGAAGACCUCUAGAGGAAACUCCAGGCACUUGAACUGCAGCAGUGCAGUCCCCGGAAUUUCAGAAGGUAAAAGUGACAGAGAGUGCUUUUGAUUGUGUCCUUGAAGCUUCAGGCUUUGCACCGGCGAGUUUUCAUUCAUUCAGCAAUGUCAGCAGAGAUUUAACUGCGCACCGAUUUAAAUGACCCUCUCGGGAGCAACGACAAAAUUCGACUUCCACCCUUCAAACUACUAAACGAGUAAACUUUUGACGAUUUUUAACAGUUUGAUAUCGAUGCAAUACUAAGUUUUAAGACUUCCUUCAAAAGAUAACAUUAGAAUCCUUUCAUAUCGAUUGUAUAACAAUUUGUAGUGUUUAGAGUGUGAUCUUAUUUCCGUUUCUCGUAGAAUGGCUGUUCAAGUCGAAUCCUUGUGCAAACCGUUUGCGCUGGAAAACGACCCGGACGCGACUUACUUCUUUCAUUUGGAAAAAGACGAAGUUGCUAGUGAUGGCUACAGCUCUCCAGUUCCAUCCCACGACAUUUGGAAAAAGUUUGAGCUGCUACCGACACCUCCCCGCUCUCCAUCACGAUCACCGCGGCACUCGCCAAUUGACAUCGUUUCAUUUGGUGGAGAUUACGGCUCUGUAGCGGACACCUUGCAAAUUGUCUCGGACAUUUUGGAUUUAGACGGGGACAGCUGUUCAGCUACACCUCUAGCUACUGUUGAAAUUUCUCUGACCAGUCUGAAGUCCAAACUCAUUCAGGACUGUAUGUGGAACGGUUCAAACUACGAAAGUUCGUUACCGGAUUUUAAAAGUCUUGGUGCCGGUAUGAACGCCGAGGACCUGUACGAGACUCCUUGUUCGACUCCUCCGCCAGUUGAAUACGUUAGCUCUGAUUGUGUGGAUCCUUCCACAGUUUUUCCCUAUCCUAUUAACGAAUCACAUCAUAACUUGUGCGGAUCUCAUACAUCUAGCGAUUCAGGUAAGAUUUGCAAUUAAACUCAUCCAACGGCCAUACUUCUAUUUCCUGUUCAAUUGCAACUCAAAGCUUUAAUAAAUUUUCUCAUAAUAGUGGUUUCCUGUGUUCGCUUUUCGUUGAUCGUUUAUUUUUGGGGAUAAACUUGUAAUUUAGUUGGUUUCUUUUUAUUUACUGUUUGAUAGAAGAAGAAAUAGACGUAGUGACCAUUGAGAAACCAAAGCGAAAGCGUCUACCGCAAGUCACUGACGAACCACCGGCAAAACGCCUAAAACCAGUGGCUGUGAAACCGAAAGCGGCCAUGUCUUUUCCUAGUCCUACAAAAGAGAGUAAAAAAGACAAUAUAAAGCGACAAAGUAGCUGCACAUCAGACGAAGAAAGCGAAACUAGCAAGAGAGCAACUCACAAUGUACUUGAGCGGAAACGAAGGAAUGACCUCAAGACAAGCUUUCACGUUCUCCGAGAAGAAGUACCCGACCUCAAAGAAAAUGAAAGAGCUCCUAAAGUAACUAUCUUGCGUAAGGCAAAGGAUUACGUCGAUAAACUGAAAAAGGAUGAAGUAAGACUUCUUGCAGAACUUGAAAAACUACGGCACAGAAACGAAGAACUUUUAGAGCGAUUUUAUUCACUAGGACAAAAGCGAAAAUAACUUUUUUGUUUGCUCUAAUCUACGUGUAUUAACUCGUCUUUUACUCAAAAGAACUAAGAUGAAGAUUGUAUAUAUAUAAAUAUAAAGCCUAAAAGAAUAUGUAUUUUGUAAAGAAAGCGUAGGAUCCUAGAAUAUUUGGUCCAAUAUUUGUCUCGAUUUAGUUGUGCGACUGUAGCAAGCGCUUCCGCUCUGUAAACCAAAUUUCAUUCAAAGUGAAGAUGAUAAAUUUUUGCGUUGUCUCAACGCUAAGCAGUUUGUGAUUGGAAAAUAAUGAAAAAAAAAAGUAUGAGCUUUCCUUGUCGAAAUUGGCGCUUUUCUUUAUAGGACGAUAAGUUUUACUUUGAUCUGAUCUUUUUUUUGACUGCCAAAGUUCGAAUGAAUGGAUAUAAUUUGCAUAUAUUGCGUCAAAGCGCGGGAAAGACUCGUAUAGAUUUCCAUAAAUUAACGUCUAUGAUUAGAGCUGUAGGUUUUGUUUCGAGUCCUUGGGGACUGUAGUUUUGCUUGAUUUUUUCAGAUAAAAGGAAUGUUACAUAUGUUAUGCGUGAAGUUUUCGAACAGAAUUCUGGAUACCCGUUUUUACUGUGUAAAACCAUGGUUGGCCGCUUUCGGCUUUUGGUGCAAAUGAAUUUGGAUUGAAAGUUCAGUAAUUUGAUCCGUUAGGUUAGUGUAAGUUUAAAUCCAAGAUUAGCGUAUUGUUUGUAUUUAGUAGAAAACCCUUUGCGAUGAAUGUUUCUCGCCAAUUAGCCUCUGAUUAAUGUUUGAGGUGUGAUGUUAUUGCGAAAGUAUGUAGAAUGUUAACAUUCAGGAGUCGAAUUCUCGUGUUUCUCGGCCGUUCCCGGGAAAAUAAGUAUGUAAACACUGCUUUGCUUUGCAAGCAAACAGAUAUUAAAGAUCACAAGUUCAGGAUUGUCCAAACUUGCUUUGUAAACUGAGAGAAAUUCCACAAACGCCACUUUGUUCAGAAUGAAUGAACUAGGUUGCUUGGUGCAUUGUGCGGUA